Messenger RNA from Cannabis sativa, 582 nucleotides. RefSeq lists its product as uncharacterized. Bases 1 to 582 code for a protein of 193 amino acids. NCBI's taxonomy places the organism in Eukaryota, Viridiplantae, Streptophyta, Magnoliopsida, Rosales, Cannabaceae. The transcript is spliced from 2 exons. The record is from RefSeq and is a predicted model, not a curated record.
AUGGCAACUCAAUCAUUAAUUCCGUACAAGAGGCCCGACCCCAUGAAGAAAGAUACCAACAAAAGGGACAUGACGAAAUUUUGUCAGUUCCACGGAGACUACGGCCACGACACCAAUGAAUGCUACAACCUGAAGCGGGAAAUAGAAUAUCUGAUCAAGAAAAACAACCCGCACUUAAAGAAGUAUGUCGAGGCCAACCAAGGUCAGAACAACCACGAUCUGUUACCUCCACCGAUAGAUGGACGCUUGCAAGUCAUCAUUGGAGGUCCACACAUCGCUGGAGAUACAGGCAAAGCUCGAGAGAGAUAUGCCCGAAUAGCUCAGUACGAGCAAGAAGAAGUCAUCCUGGUCGUGGAAGAGAGGAAGCCCAAAGUUCCACGCGCAAAAGAGCCAACCAUAACUUUCACUGAUGAAGAUGCUGUCCAGAUCAAAUUCCCACACAAUGACCAGCUGUACUUGGAGUACUGGCUCAUUAUCUCAUUUCAUCACCCUUCGCUGUUAAGCAAACUUCAGAGCAAAAAGAAAGAGUUUUCAGGCUUCAAAGUUGCUGAAGAGUUUACAGAUGAUUUCAGGCUUGCUUGA